GGAGAACGGUAAUUCAUCAUACCCUUGUCUGCUAAUCCACGGUGUCUUUUGAACUCCUACUAACCGAAUACUCCACACUUCCGCAACAAUGAAGGCUACACUGGUAUUCAUCGUCCUCGCCGGAGUGAUUGCUGUUAUGCAUGCUCGUCCGCAAGCGCAAGGACAGCAAGGCGGACAGCAAGGAGGUAUGCAACAGGGAGGCCAACAAGGCGGUCAGCAAGGUGGUCAGCAGCCACAAGGAGGUCAACAACAACAAGGGGGUCAGGGAGGCCAACAACAACAAGGUGGUCAAGGAGGUCAGCAACAAGGUGGCCAACAAGGUGGCCAACAAGGUGGUCAACAAGGUGGCCAACAAGGCGGCCAACAAGGAGGUCAAGGAGGUCAGCAACAACAAGGUGGUCAACAAGGAGGCCAACAAGGUGGUCAACAAGGAGGCCAACCACAAGGAGGCCAGCAACAACAACAAGGUGGUCAGCAACAAGGUGGCCAACAGGGAGGCCAACAAGGAGGCCAGCAGGGUGGUCAACAAGGCGGUCAGCAACAGGGAGGCCAACAACAACAGCAAGGCCAACAGCAAGGCCAACAAGGUGGCCAGCAACCCCAAGGAGGCCAGCAACAGCAAGGUGGUCAAGGAGGCCAGCAACAACAGGGUGGUCAAGGAGGCCAACAAGGUGGUCAACAAGGUGGUCAACAAGGUGGUCAACAAGGUGGUCAACAAGGUGGUCAACAAGGUGGUCAACAAGGUGGCCAACAAGGUGGUCAACAAGGUGGCCAACAAGGUGGUCAACAAGGAGGCCAACAAGGAGGCCAACAAGGAGGCCAACCAGGUGGCCAACAACAGCAACAGGGCCCGGGCACUGGCAAAUAGAUGCAGUAUCUGCGUAUUGAAAAAUCUUUUAAGCUGACAAAUUGUAUGACAGUUCUAAUGUCAAUGUUGCGGUGCAUUCUUGUUUAAUGUUCUACUAGUGCAAUCUCUGAAUGGCAGCCAUGAACCGAUCAACAGCACCAUUGAACAACAAAUAACGAUCCUAGCGGAUAAAUCUUUAUUUAUGAAA
This is a messenger RNA of Paramacrobiotus metropolitanus, 1055 nucleotides long. RefSeq names its product RUS family member 1-like. Bases 141 to 905 code for a protein of 254 amino acids. The record is from RefSeq and is a predicted model, not a curated record. The transcript has 3 exons. NCBI's taxonomy places the organism in Eukaryota, Metazoa, Tardigrada, Eutardigrada, Parachela, Macrobiotidae.